AUGUCCAGAGGCGGCGGACGAGGCGGCGGUCGAGGUGGCCGCGGAGGAGGUCGUGGCGGCCGGCCCAAUGUGCCGUGGGAUACCGGCGACGAACCUGAUGCGCGGCCCUCGGAGCUUUUCCCACCAUACGCAGUGCCCACGCCUCGAAGCUUGACGACGGCCGAAGCCAACAGCGUGCACUACAUGCUCCUCCUGCGGCACCAGGUGCACGCCUCGUCCCUCUACACGUCCAAGCGCACGGCGCUCACCGACCCGACCGCCCCGCGCAAGACGUACGGCCAGGCGCAGAUGAACGCCGUCUACGGCGUCAAGAACAAGGCCUCGCUCGACCCCUUCACCUCGAUGCCGACGUACUCGCAAAAGUUUGUCCGCCAGGAGCGCGCGCUGCCCGACUGGUCCGGCCGGCCCGUCUGCCGCGAGCUCUUCCCCCAGGAGCUUCUCGAGACGGUCGACGGCGCGGGCAGCGGCGGCGGCGGGGGUGGUGGUGGCCCGCAGAAGAAGCGUAGGCUGGAGCUGUCCCGUGUGAGCGCCCUGCCCAACGCCGAGGAGGCCUUUGGCAUGCCGUCCCUCGCGGGCGACGACGGCGAGGGCGGCGGCGAUGCCGCAGACGGGCAGACGCUGCUGGACAAGCUCGAGGCCCUGCGCGACGAGGAGGGCGAGGAGGCCGAGGGCGAGGAGGAGGAGGCGCCCGAGGAGGACGACGAGGACGAGAUUUACGACGACGAGGAUGCGGGAGACUACGACGCGGAACAAUUCUUUGACAAUGGCGAGGAGUUUGGCGACGAAUAUGGCGAUGGAGAUGAUGGCGGGGAGGGCACCUACUGA
Molecule: messenger RNA, 825 nt
Organism: Akanthomyces muscarius
Lineage: Eukaryota; Fungi; Ascomycota; Sordariomycetes; Hypocreales; Cordycipitaceae
Exons: 2
Coding region: 1-825 (274 amino acids)
Biological process (GO): transcription by RNA polymerase III
Cellular component (GO): RNA polymerase III complex
Source: RefSeq, a predicted model, not a curated record